This is a messenger RNA of Pedinophyceae sp. YPF-701, 1011 nucleotides long. The record is from the annotation of a GenBank genome assembly. Lineage: Eukaryota; Viridiplantae; Chlorophyta; Pedinophyceae.
AUGACGGAUUCCAGCCAGCAGGUCAUCAAGGUGGCCCGCCGCAUCUAUGUCGGCAACCUCUCCUGGUCGACGACGUGGCAGGGCCUGAAGGACUAUUUCAAGGAGGUCGGGAGCGUCAAGUACGCGGAGGUGCUCACGGGCCACGAUGGGCGCUCGAAGGGCUGCGGGAUCGUCGAGUUCGAGCAGCCCGAGGAGGCGGCGCGUGCCAUCAGGGAGUUGAACGACACCGAAGUCAACGGGCGCAGGAUCUACGUGCGCGAGGACCGCGAGGACCGCGACCUCAAGGAGUACUACAACAGCCAAGGCGGCGCCCCGCCCCGCGGGGCAGGGCGCGAGGGCCCCCCCAAGCGCGCCAGGUACGAGAGCCCCGCGAGCCGGUCCGGCUACGAGUCCCGCCGCGUGACGGGCAGCCGCGGCGGCCGCAGCCCGCGCGGCCGCGACGUUUCGCUCAACGGCGGCGACACGGUGACCAUUGGCCGCCGCGUUUACGUGCACAACCUCCCGCACGAGGUCGACUGGCGGGGCCUGAAGGACCACUUCCGGCAGUGCGGCUCCGUCGUGUACGCGGACGUGCUCCCCGGCGCGCGCGGCUGCGCGAUCGUGGAGUACGAGCGCGCGGAGGAGGCGCUGCGUGCGAUUAGUCACAUGAACAACACGGUGCUGGGGGGGCGUCAGAUCCACGUGAGGGAGGACCGCGAGGACAGGGACGUGAACCGCAGCGCCGCCCCGGCGGGCAAGGGGUCCCUGGUGGCGGGCGCGGCCGGGCGGCAGAUCGUGGUGCACGGCCUGCCCUGGGCGGUGGACACGGACGCCUUCGGGCAGCUCCUGUCGGACGCCGGCGAGGUGGAGAGGGCGGAGGUCAUGCGGGAGUCCUCCGGGAGGAGUAAGGGGUGGGGUAUUGCGGUGUUCGUGGACUCGGAGACGGCGCAGAAGGCCAUCGAUAUGUUCAACGGGUACGAGUACGACGGGCGCAUGCUGACGGCCAAGCUGGACCAGUACGCGUCGGACUAG